CCUUAACACUUCACAUGUUAUUUCAUGGCAUAUUUGAAAUAAAAUAACGAAAAUAGCUCUUCCAUAUUGCAUGCCGUGUUUCGGAUGAGUAGAAGGCUAUUAGCGGUCAUUAAAUAGCUGUUUUUGUGGAGAGUGCAAGGAGUACCCUGCCCAUUCCGGCUCUCCAUCCUCUCAUUAUCUUGCACUCGGAGAAACAAAAGAUGGCCAUGAUCGCGGAUGCCUUCGUCUCCACAUUGUGUGAGACACUACUAACCUAUGCAAAGGAAGAGGCUGCCAAGAUCUUGGGUGUGCCUGACGAAAUCGAGAAGCUCCAUAGGAGGCUGAGGAGGAUGCAGGCCGUUCUCGCUGAUGCAGAAAAUAGACGCUUCAACGAUGAGGCCAUCAACCUUUGGCUGAACGAGCUACGAGAUCUCAUGUACGAUGUAGAUGACGUCAUCGAUGAAUGUCGGAUCGAGGGGGAGAAGCUUCUCAACUCAAACUUAUCUUCAUCUCGCUAUGCUAAGUUGGUACGUUGUUGCUACCCUUCCAUUACUUGCUUGCACAAAGUUGGAUUCCGUCAUGAGAUUGGCAAUAGAAUUAGGGAUCUCAACCUUAGGCUUGAUGAACUUGCCAAGGACAAAGCCGACCUCCAUCUUUCACCUGCUCCUCGUGAUGACCCCUAUAAGAGUAGAAUUAGCCAUAAGACAUCUUCGGUACUUGUUGAACUUGAUCUUAUGGGAGAGAAAAUUGAGGAUGAUACAAGGAGGCUGGUGGACCUGUUGACAAAAGAAUAUAAGAAAAAAAUCCCAGUUUUUGCUAUUGUCGGCAUGGGUGGGAUAGGCAAAACUACUCUUGCUCAAAAAAUUUACAAUGAUGAGAAGCUUCGGAACAACUUCAACCAAAUGCCACCAAUUUGGUUGUGCGUGUCUCAAGAGUUCUCAGAGUCCGGUUUGUUGAGAUCUAUCAUAAAACAAGCCGGAGGUAAUCCUGGAGAUGCUGAGGAGAAGGAAAUGCUUGAACCCAUGCUUAGCGAAUUACUUAGGAACAAAAAAGUUUUUGUAGUCUUGGAUGAUGUUUGGGAUGCUCAGGUAUGGGAUAAGCUUUUGAGAAAUUCCUUGCAGAGUGGUUUGGCGGAUAGUAGAAUUUUGAUAACAACAAGAAAUAUAAAUAUUGGUAAACAAAUGGGAGCAGUACACACUCAUAUGGUGGAUAAGUUGUCUCGAGAGGAUGGUUGGUCAUUAAUUUGCAAGAUGGUGUUUGAGGAAGGCGAGGAAGGAGAAAAGGAUGUGUUAAGGGAUGUUGGGAUGAGAAUUGUAGAAAAAUGUGAUGGCCUUCCCCUUGCUCUUAGGACGAUUGGAGGGGUUCUUCGAACCAUGGCAAAAAGGCAAUCGGAAUGGGAAAAGGUACUUUCUAGCUCAGCAUGGUCUUUUACUAAGCUUUCGGAUGGGGUGAUGGGGGCUUUGUACUUGAGCUAUCUACAUUUACCACCUCCUCUCAAGCAGUGCUUCACUUGCCUUUCAUUAUUUCCUGAGGACUACCUAAUUGAUCAUGGUGUUUUCAUCAAUAAUUGUAUUGCAGAGGGCUUUGUAACAUCCGAAGACAAUACGCCCUUGGAAGAUGUGGGAAAAGGAUAUUGGAAGGAGUUGAUGCAAAGAAACCUCGUACAGCGAGAGCCUACCUAUAAUGAUCUAUUAGGUUGCAGGGUGCAUGAUCUCCUGCGAUCUCUAGCUCAGCAUAUAGCAGGGGAUGAGUGCUUCGUCGGAGAUGCACGAGCAUUUGAACACAAGAUCAUGUCCUCCUCCUCAUCAUCGAUAAAAUUACGUCGUUUAUCAAUUGUAGAUGAAAAAUUAGAAGCCAUACCGGACUUUAUAAUGGAACAGACAUCCUUGAGGACUCUGUCAUUCUUCCGCACCCCACUUAUUCAUGAUCUUCCCAAAGAUCUCUUCAAAAAGCUGAGGAAUUUAAGGGUCCUAAACUUAUGUGAAGCUGCCAUUACCAAUCUCCCAACUUUCUUGGGAGAUCUUGUGCACCUUAGACGUCUUGAUCUCCGUGCGACUCCAAUAAGAGAGAUACCAGAGAGCAUAGGGAAUCUUAGAAAUCUCCAGUUUCUGAUCCUCACGAAUUGUAAAUUUUUGCACAGCCUCCCUGCUGGUGUCGUGUGGUUAAUCAAUCUGAGGGGUCUAGAUGUCCGGGGUGCACCACUUGAUGGUCUGCCUGUGGGAAUACGGAGACUGAAACAACUACGCACGUUUGGGGGAUUUGUGGGGAAUGGUAGCGAGGGCUGCAGAUCUGGAGUGGGAGAAGAUGACAUGGAGCAGGAGCACAAGGGACAUCAACACGGGAGAUUCUGCACCUUGGAGGAGUUGAAAUCCCUCUCCCAGCUCCAGUAUUUGACAAUAGAAAACUUGGAGAGGGUAUCUGACGGGGCUGAAGCAAAAGCCGCUGCACUUCAAGCCAAGCCCCAUCUUAUCUACCUAGAUUUGUUUUGCAAGCGAUAUAGCAGCUCUUCUGAUGUGCAACAGCCUCGUGCAAGUGAUUACGAUGAGGAAGAUAUCAAGAGAAUAAGGGAGGUAUUCGAGGAGCUCUGCCCACCGCCAUGCAUGGAACGGCUUAAAAUCCAUGGCUACUUUGGCCGUGAGUUUCCCAGCUGGAUGAUGACACCUUCCUCGUCAUCGCUCUGCAACCUGCGAAGGCUGGAUCUGCAGGAUUUUGCUCUAUGCCAGCAACUUCCACUCUUGGGAAUGCUACCACAACUAGAUUACCUCCGAAUUGAAGGUGCUUCUGCAGUCACGAGAAUCGGGCCUGAAUUCUUGUUGCUGGCGGGUGGUAGUGCUGGUGCAAGGGGGCAGAAUGGAAGAAAAACCGACUCUUGCUUCUCCUCCUACUUCCCCAAACUAGAGAAACUUAGAUUUAUAAACAUGACUAAUUGGGAAGAAUGGUGGUGGCGGUUGGACGAGGAGGACAACCAGACAAUAUCGUUGCUACCUUCUCUUAAGAUAUUGAAAAUUAUUGAAUGUCCGAAGUUGAGGUCUCUUCCGGAGAGCCUCCUCUAUCAUGCCAGCGCCUUGAAGAUGUUACACAUUGAAGGUGCCCACAGCCUAAGAGAAAUACAAAACCUCUCCUCUCUUUCAGAAUUGUGCUUGACCCACAACUCGAGUUUGGAGAGAGUGUCCAACUUUCCUGGACUCAAACACCUAAACGUUUAUGAUUGUGAGGAGUUGAAGGUUGUGGAGGGUGUGAACGCCGUGGAGCACAUACAGCUCGAUGAUCGAGAAGCAGAAGAGUCUCUCCCGGAGUGGUUAGUAGGUGCUGGUGAAGAACAACAACGCUUCCCUUCGCUCCAAAAGUUGACUCUCAAAAACAAAAUCUGUCGCCGAGGGCUGCCUGAUUGGCCUCUGAUCUGAUGGCACGACACCCAUCUCAUAUUGAAGCAAUCAGCAAGUACGGGUCAACGACAAUCGACUGUACAAGAAAAAGCUGCCUCAACAAGCCAGGGAUGGAUGUUAUACUACUCAGCAACUGUUUGAUAUUCUGCAUCAUUCUCGUCCUUUUAGGUACAUAUCCUGACCUGAUAGCUCCUUUUUUUGUGAUACCUAAUCCUCUUCGCAUGUCCUUUUAAGAGAUGAUAUCUGAUACCAGUUUUUUUCUUCUUUUCUUUGCUUGGCUGCCUUCUUUUAUUGAAUACAUAGAAUCCUUGUGUGGAUAUUGCAUGAUCGACAGCUUUUUGUGCAGGACUUUGUCCUAGGGGCUGCAGUAAGAAAGAAGAAAAGCCUGGGACCGGAUGGUAUGCAUAGCAAUUCCUUACAUUAAUUUGCUACUGUACCACUGUUCAUC
This is a messenger RNA of Phoenix dactylifera (date palm), 3813 nucleotides long. The record is from RefSeq and is a predicted model, not a curated record. Lineage: Eukaryota; Viridiplantae; Streptophyta; Magnoliopsida; Arecales; Arecaceae.